CACCACCACCUCCAAGAGCAGACACAGCAUCCUCUCCAGCAGCAGCAUCAGCUAAACAAAUUACCAGCAACCAACUAGUCGAAUACUUAACGUCAGUAGCCAUGAAACGGACCUACCUGUUGCUCUGCGUGAGCCUGCUGACUUGCAAUGUGGCGAACUCGGCCUUCCUGCGACCGAUCGACCUGAGCCAGCUGGCCAAGUCCUCCAGCCUCCAGCAACAGCAGCAACUGCGCGUCGAACUGAACCGGGACGAUGGCAACAACGACGAUGACGCCACCACCCUGGCGCCCAAUUCUAGCGAGGACUACGACAGCCGUCCCCAGUACAGCUUCGCCUACGACGUUCGGGACACUCUCACCGGCGACGACAAGCGGCAGGAGGAGAAGCGCGACGGCGAUCUGGUCAAGGGCCAGUACUCGCUGAUCGAACCCGAUGGCACCCGUCGCAUUGUGGAGUACACGGCCGAUGAUGUGAGCGGCUUCAAUGCCAUCGUCUCCAAGCAGCGUCUGGAUGAGCAACAGCAGCAAAGGAUCUCCGCCUCCGCCUCGACCUCGACGCGAUUCAACAGCCUGGAGGAGCUCCAGAGCCGCCUCACCGCCCAGGCCCUUGCCGAAGCUCAGUCUCUAGCGGAGGCCCAGCAGGCCAGUCAACGGGAAUCGGAGAACCAGGCACGAGCCCAGGCCCAGCAACUGAUGGAGCAGUUCCAGCAGCAGGUGCAGCAACAGGAGCAACAGCGACUGCAGCAGGAGCAGCAGCUGAGGGAACUCCAGCGUCUGCAGGAGCAGCGUGACCGUGAGGACCGUGAGCUGAGGGAACGUGAGCAACGUGAGCGGGAACAGCGUGAGCGCGAACAGCGGGAGCGGGAACUUCGUGAUCGUGAGCUGCGUGACCGUGAACUGAGGGAACGUGAGCAGCGUGAGCGGGAACAGCGUGAACGGGAGCAGCGUGAUCGUGAGCUGAGGGAGCGAGAGCAGCGUGAACGUGAGCAGCGUGACCGUGAGGACCGCCGUCAGCAGCAAUUGGAACGUCGCCAGAACCAGAACCAGCGCCUCCUCGACCAGCAGACCCUGCUCCUGGCCCAAAGCCUGCCCAGCAUUCAGGCCACCGUGGUCUCGCACCCACCGACUCUGCUGGCCUCUCGGCUUCCAGCUUCCACCACCAGGACCUCCACCACCACUCUGCUGACCCGUGACCGCGACCUGGAAGCCUGGCGCCAGCUGCCCAAUGCCCGCCUCACUAUCGACCGCAGCUCCCAGCCACUGAUCCUCAGCCAGCCCUCCAGUGCCUCGAUCCAAGCUCAACUGAUCAGCUCUCCCCUGCUGCUGGAUUCCGCCAAUCUGAAUGGCCUGAUCAGCACUCGGCUGAAUGGUAAUGCCGCCAGAGCUGGAGCCGCUCUCAGCUGGACCAACGGACGCCGUAUCCUGAACAACGAUCUCUGGCAGCUGGACAGCCGGGAAAGCAGCAGCAGGGAGGAGAACCGUCGCGACGACAACCGACGGGACGAGAACCGACGGGAUGACAACCGACGGGACAGCGAGGAGCGACGCUCGCAAACCUGGUAAUCCUAAAAGCCAGGAUGGCCAAUAUUUUCAACUGAACUCAAAGGAAACUCAACGAAGGACCUCAGCGAUCUGCCAACCGGACCACGAAUAUGUUUUUUUAGCCUGUAAUAUCUAGUUUCAAUCUUGUGUGUUAACAAAGCCUAGAUAAUAUUUUUUUUUGGGGAUUUUGGCUACGCUUUCCUGCCUUUCUGUCGGCUUUUCUCUUCAACUAAUUAACUUACUAACUAACGCAUACAGCAAACUUGCCAAGAACUUCCACCCGAGCUCUAAUGCCUUUCUUCCAGCUAACUUUAGCACUAAGUUUAAUUGUCUUUGUGUUACUUUAUAGUUAGUCAACUGCAUCAAUGUAAAAACGUAAAAAAAAAUAAAUCUGAAUAUAAAUAUAAGGCAGUAGGCUUAAAUACAGCCUGCAUGACCUUCUG
This is a messenger RNA of Drosophila ananassae, 1984 nucleotides long. RefSeq names its product trichohyalin. The coding region runs from base 102 to 1562 and encodes 486 amino acids. Gene Ontology annotation, cellular component: extracellular matrix. Lineage: Eukaryota; Metazoa; Arthropoda; Insecta; Diptera; Drosophilidae. The record is from RefSeq and is a predicted model, not a curated record. The transcript has 2 exons.